Penicilliopsis zonata CBS 506.65 is the source of this 453-nucleotide messenger RNA. RefSeq lists its product as hypothetical. Lineage: Eukaryota; Fungi; Ascomycota; Eurotiomycetes; Eurotiales; Aspergillaceae. The record is from RefSeq and is a predicted model, not a curated record. The transcript has 2 exons. Bases 127 to 372 code for a protein of 81 amino acids.
AUUUUGGGCAGCCGCGUCCCGUGACAUUCGAUUUCCAGAAUCCACACCACCACGACGCGGGUGGGCAGUCUCUCCUUGUUUGAGACUCAGGACUGAACUCUGUUAUUGUGUCUCUUUAACUUGCAGAUGAGAGAAAUAGCCUCGACGCGAGCUACCCCGGACUUUGACAGGCUCCCGAUGCGGGGAACAAUACCUAGCGUAUUGACUACGGUAUGGACGCUGUACAUCUUGCGUGGUUUCGGCCGUCGGCUACACAAAUACGACAUGGAUUGUCCCUGGCGUGUCCACUUCGCAUCCAGCUGGCAAGAGUCGAUUACAUCAACCGAUCCAUUCUACGAAUCUACACUCGUUGCGACACGGAUACGGGCGUGACAUUGAACAAUAAGCUGGAUAUUCCAUGGUCAUAAUUGCCUAAACUCCAUUCCUGAGAACCGAUUCCCCCUUCUUUUCCUC